AUGACGGAUGGGGAAACUGAGGCUGUGGACUCCACCCCACAGGGCCCGGUCACCUUCGAGGACGUGGCCGUGUACUUCUCCCGGGAGGAGUGGACGCUCCUCACCCCCGCCCAGAGGAGCCUGUACCGGGAGGUGAUGCUGGAGAACUUCGCGCUCACCGGCUGGCUGGGGUGUCCCCGGAGACUGAACGACGCAGAGGCCCCUCCGCAGGCGAGGAGCUGCAGGAUCCACCUGUUGGAGAGGCACCCUCGGUGUGGGGAGCCUGAGGAGGACGGCCCGGCCCCGCCCGGCCACCCCCGGCACCAGGGCACCCUCGGUGAGGGGAGGCCGUACGGCAACAUGGGACUCCAGGAGCCCUGGCGCCAGCAGCGGGGAGUCAGGUGCAGCGGCUGCGGGACAGCCUUCCCGGAGGCCUUUGCGCUCCUCCACCACCUGGUAACUCGCUGUGAGGAGAGACCCUUCGGGUGCCCCAAAGGCAGAGAUGCCCCCCAGGAGAACGGGACCCUGGUUGGUCACAGGAAGAGCCCCACGGGAGGAACGCCCCACGUGUGCCACGAGUGCGGGAAGGCCUUCAGCUACCCGUCGAAACUGCGGAAGCACCAGAAGGUGCACACGGGCGUCAGACCUUUUGGCUGCAGCGAGUGCGGGAGAACCUUCAGCCGCAAAGACGCCCUCGUGCUGCACCAGAGGAUCCACACCGGGGAGAGGCCCUACGCCUGCGGCGAGUGCGGCAGAGCCUUCAGCGUCCUGUCCACCCUCAUCCGGCACCGGAGGGUUCACGUCGGAGACAGGCCGUACGAGUGCCGGGAGUGUGGGAAGUUCUUUAAGUACAGCCAGAGCUUCGUGCUCCACCAGAGAGUUCACACUGGAGAGAAGCCUUACGCGUGCACGCAGUGCGGGAAAGCCUACGUGACGCGCUCCGGCCUGUACCAGCACGGGAAGGCCCACACCGGAGAACGGCCCUACGGGUGCAGCCUGUGCGGGAAGACCUUCACCACCAGGUCCUACCGCAACCGGCACCAGCAGUUCCACACGGAGCAGCGGGCCCACAAGUGUGCGGAGUGCGGCAAAGCCUUCAAACACAGCUCCACGCUCCUGCAGCACAAGAAAGUCCACACGGGGGCAGGGUCGUAGGCGGCCGGGAUGGGGGAAGGCCUUUCGCCAGAGCCGGCCCCUUGCUGAACGCGGAAUGUAUCUCUCCAGGGAGGAGGUUGAGGAGCCAUUUGAGAGGUGAGCCAGGCACACCCCACACCCCCCGGGAGGGGGCGCGUGUGCGGGAAGCUUCCGGGAGCUGUGCUGCACGCUGACCUGCCCAGGCCGCUGCCGUCCCGCAGUCCCCAUGGUGGCAUCUGCCGCCCAGUGUGCUCAGGGACAGCAGACCUCCGUGCUCCCUGCUCCGGGUAGAACAGAGUCCUGAGUGUUGGAGCCCAUAUUGGGCGUUGCGUCCGGACUGGUUCAGGUGUGGGCAUCACCCCGCUGUGGCCAACGGUCACUAAGCAGUGCCCACUGGGGCGUGCGGGGAAGGUGAACGGUCUCGUACUGUUGACACUGCUCGGGGCACCCGUCGCUCUCACUGCUCCGGAGGGCACAGCAGUGAGGCCUUGUUGGCUUGGCCGGUGUGGCUCAGGGGGUUGGACAUCCCGUGCACCCAGAGGUUGUUGAUCCGAUUCUCAGUCAGGGCACGUGCCCGUUUGCGGGCUCGAUCCCCAGCAAGAGAGGCAGCAGAUCGAUG
Messenger RNA from Myotis davidii, 1732 nucleotides. RefSeq names its product zinc finger protein 584 (gene ZNF584). The record is from RefSeq and is a predicted model, not a curated record. Gene Ontology annotation, biological process: regulation of DNA-templated transcription. The transcript is spliced from 3 exons. NCBI's taxonomy places the organism in Eukaryota, Metazoa, Chordata, Mammalia, Chiroptera, Vespertilionidae. The coding region runs from base 1 to 1134 and encodes 377 amino acids.